AAAUAAAAAAGUCAGCUGCGAAGUAUACUUUCUUAUCCAAACACUCUCUCUCGCUCGCUCGCAUGGCUCUUCUUCGUCUUCCUCCCAUUUCCCUCCAAAUUCUAGGUCACCAAUCUGACCAAAAAUGCCCGAAUCCCAGAUUUUCGCUCAGGAAUUUCUCUCUCAAUUGGUCUACUGCCUCACUAUCUCGUCUUCAUCGUCAUGAGACGUUUCUAGACUCAGUUCCAGCAAAAUCCAGAAAUCUUACCACUUACUUCUCCUCUACUACCCAAGAGCCAAUCCUCGAAUCUUCUUCUUCUUCUUCAACUGAAGAAGAGAUUUCUAAAACCAGAUUGAUUGCUCAGAACGUUCCAUGGACCUCUACACCUGAAGACAUAAGAUCGUUGUUCGAGAAAUUCGGGAUUGUCGUCGACGUUGAGAUGUCUAUGCAUAAGAAGGAAAGAAACAGAGGUUUGGUUUUCAUUGAAAUGGCUUCUCCUGAAGAAGCUGCAACAGCUCUCAAAGCUCUCGAAUCAUUUGAAUACGAGGGUCGUCGUUUGAAGGUAGACUAUGCGAAGACCAAAAAGAAGAAAACAUAUGCGCCGCGCGAGAAGCCUACCGCUGUUCCUACAUUCAAUUUGUUUGUUGCGAACCUGUCUUUUGAAGCAAGGGCCAAGCAUCUUAAGGAGUUCUUUGAUGCAGACACUGGAAACGUUGUGUCCACUGAAGUUAUAUUCCAUGAAAAUCCGAGGAGGUCGAGUGGCUACGGGUUUGUCUCUUUCAAAACCAAGAAAAUGGCCGAGGCAGCGCUCGUUGACUUCCAAGGAAAGGAUUUCAUGGGAAGACCAAUCCGAUUAGCUCGUAGCAAACAGUUUGUGAAGUUGCAAGCUAAAGAAGGGUUGCAAGCAACUGAUGAGGAGGAACCAUCUCAGCCUGAGACAAUGACACUAGAGAACGAAUCUCCGGCUGCAGAAAACUGAAAAAGUCUGUGUUGCAGGAUCUAGUAAGAAGUACAAGACCGAUCUAGUAAGAACUGGAAACUAGCGUCGUCAGUUUCAGAUCAGAUAAGUCCCAAGAAACAAAACCUAUGUGGCUCUGAGAACUUGCUCAAGAAACCAAAACUUAAGUGGAUCUGAGAACUUGCUAUGUUAAGUUAACACAUUGCUCUUUUUGUUUAUCAUUUGGUUUCCAUUGAUUGUUUGCAAUUGUUUUCUCAAGAAACCCUGAAUCUUUAGUACCUAUAUAUAAGCUAUUACUUCAAUGCAAAAAUGUAUCUUUCA
Messenger RNA from Eutrema salsugineum, 1259 nucleotides. RefSeq names its product 33 kDa ribonucleoprotein, chloroplastic. Gene Ontology annotation, cellular component: cytosol. Bases 63 to 959 code for a protein of 298 amino acids. The record is from RefSeq and is a predicted model, not a curated record. NCBI's taxonomy places the organism in Eukaryota, Viridiplantae, Streptophyta, Magnoliopsida, Brassicales, Brassicaceae. Gene Ontology annotation, molecular function: mRNA binding. The transcript is spliced from 5 exons.